AUGACUACUCACACUGUCCAUACAGAGCAGUUUUCUGAGCUCGAGGAGCCUCAUGUAAAUGAGACCGUUUCUGAGUCUCUUGUCGGAAAUGCUGUCUCUGAUCCAGAAGUGCUAAUCACCUCAGAAGAACCUUCUACUGCUGCACCCUUGUCUGACCCCUCAAAGGCAGCUGUCACUAGACGUAUUUCUCUCUUCUUUUCCAAAGCUAAACGCCUUGUCAGCACAUCUGAGAAACCCUUGACUGAGAAGAGGCUGCCAGAGGAAAUAGGAACUGCCAUCAUCGAGGCUCCUCAACAACAGGCCACAGAAGAAUUGGAACCAGUUGCUAAAUUAGACACUAAAGGCUCACGACUGAUGGAGAUCGUUUCUCGGGUCAAGGCACUUUCUAAGGAAAGUAAGGUGGCAGCUGUGGACAAAGAAGUGGUGUCAGAACCAAUGCAGGAGCCUGUCCUUGAUGCUUCUACUCAGGUUCUUGAGCAAAUUGAGCAGGAGACCUCUGUGCCACCUAAAGAAAAUGACAAGGAGCACACUAGAAUCGAUCAGGUCAUUCGCCACUCAAUUGUCAACAAAUUCUUUGCAAAGAAAAAGGAAAUUCCUACAGAAGAAAUAAUUCUUGCCGCUGAUUCCAACCAAACUAACGAUGUCGAACAAGUAUUGACUGAUUCUUCUGAGAAAGCUGAAGCUGGCAAGAAGAGCUUCCGAUCAACCUCCCCCUUGGGGCGUAAACUUGUUCAGAUGCUUCGUCUUCCCAAGAAAGAUGCCAAGCCGGCAAAAGACACAGCCGAGACCACUGUCCAUGAUACAGUAGAAGACACUGUAUUGGAACAGGCGACAGUACCUUUAAAUCAAACACCUGCUCCUGUUGUUCAUGCAGCUGCUUAA
Messenger RNA from Phycomyces blakesleeanus NRRL 1555(-), 882 nucleotides. RefSeq lists its product as hypothetical. The record is from RefSeq and is a predicted model, not a curated record. NCBI's taxonomy places the organism in Eukaryota, Fungi, Mucoromycota, Mucoromycetes, Mucorales, Phycomycetaceae. The transcript is spliced from 4 exons. The coding region runs from base 1 to 882 and encodes 293 amino acids.